UUUCAGACAUCCCAAAUAAAUCAAACCCAGCAGUACUCCAAUCCAUCCAUUCUAUCUUCCAUCUUCCAUCUUUCUAUCUGGGUUCUCUCACUCGAUCUUUCGACGACAUGGGUCGAGCAGAGGUCGUGCAGAAGCGCCAGAAGGCGGCUAUCAUGGCGCUAAGGGUGGCGGCUUUGCUGGCCACCGCAGCUGCAACCAUUGUGAUGGCACUUAACAAGGAAACCAGAACUUUCGUAGUUGGCACCGUGGGUACAACCCCUGUUACUGCCUCUGUCACGGCUAAGUUCCAACAUACCCCUGCAAAUGUGUUCUUUGUGAUAGCCAACGCAAUGGCGAGCAACCACAACUUGAUGAUGAUUGGUUCCGACCUGUUCGGCCUUGAAUUCAAAGGGUUCAAACUGCCCUUGGUAGCCGUUCUCGAUAUGUUAAACGCGGCACUGCUGUCAGCGGGGGUGCAUGGGGCGGCUUUCAUGGCGCAGCUGGCGAAGAACGGCAACUCGCACGCACGGUGGAACGAGAUCUGCGACAACUUCCAAGGUUACUGCAACCGCGGCGGAGUAGCCAUUCUUGCCGCCUACGUCGGGCUUCUCCUGCGCUCGGCAUCACCAUGGUGUCCAUUGUGAAGCUCCUGAAGCCCAAGCCCAAGCCACAGUCCCAACCUCUGGCCUCUGAGAUUCAAGUCCCAUGAUGCAGAUUGAGUUUCUUAUGCAGCCGCCGCUGACCAUAUGGGCUUCUUUCUUCUUCGGCCCAAUUCUGUGUUAAUGUCCUGUCAACCGCUGCAGAUUGAGUUUCUUUCAAGUGUGUGUACAACAAAACCUUCCAUUUGUCUCCUUUUUCUUUUUUUGUUGGUUGAUCCAUCUUGCUACGAGAGAGUAAUGUUUUUUUUUUUUUUUUUACGGUAUACGAGAGAGUAAUGUUGUUGGCGGUGUUUUAGUUCAAACCGGAGUCUUUUACUAUUGUGGUGGGUCAAAAGCAAAAUUGGUCACAUACGCUUGGAGUUGUUAACAAAUUGAUCACUUAUAUUUCAUUUUUAACAAAUUGAACAUUUAAAA
Linum trigynum is the source of this 1052-nucleotide messenger RNA. NCBI's taxonomy places the organism in Eukaryota, Viridiplantae, Streptophyta, Magnoliopsida, Malpighiales, Linaceae. The record is from the annotation of a GenBank genome assembly.